Molecule: messenger RNA, 1660 nt
Organism: Marchantia polymorpha subsp. ruderalis
Lineage: Eukaryota; Viridiplantae; Streptophyta; Marchantiopsida; Marchantiales; Marchantiaceae
Source: the annotation of a GenBank genome assembly
UUGAGUAACCUGGGUUACCGUGAUAAUUACAUUAGUGCGCCCUCUCAUUUGGGUAACCAGCCAGUUCUCAUGCUAUUUUCGGCAGGAAUGUCCCUCUUAAAGGAAGCUUCAAGGACAGCGUGUAGACGACGAAUAUACCACCUGGUCUUGACUGGUUAGCGAGCGGAGGAAGAUUCCUGGGCCGAGACGAGAGCGAGCCAGAGUGAGAGGAGCGGACGGAGGCGUUCUGAUUUGAUUUCACUCUGCGAAAUUGCUGUCACUGCGCACGCGAACGAGGAUUUAUCCGAUUGCUGGAUGCGCUGGGCUCUUCUUAUUAAUUCGGGCGUGGUUAGGGGUUUUGAAGGAUGCCUGCCUGAUUGCUUGCUUUCUCGAGGACCUGGCAGGUUUUGUAUUGCGUUGGAGAACCAGAAUUGAUCUGCAUGUGAUCAUGUCUAAGUCCAGGACUAUCCGGUCACUGGGGGGCGUCCUGACGAAGGUUUUGGUUAGACGAUCUGGAGCUCAGGAGGCCAUUUCACGACCUAGAUUUUCGUCCAGCUGGACUGGUAGAACUGAUAGGGCUCGCCUGGGUUUUACGGUAUCGCGAGAUGGCGCUUUGCAGGGAAUAGCACUGCCAUCAACAUCGUUUGUUUUACCGGGCCAUCCCUUUGAAGCUAUGCAACGGAGGAGCAUGUUCAUUCAGACGCAGAGUACUCCAAAUCCAUCAUCUUUAAUGUUCUUUCCUGGAAAGCCUGUCAUGGAAGUUGGCAGUUCGGAUUUUCCAAAUGCUCGCGUGGCUAUGGGAUCUCCCCUCGCGAAAGCUCUGUUCAGGAUAGAUGGUGUUACGCGUGUAUUUUUUGGAGCAGAUUUUGUGAGUGUGACGAAAAUAGAUGAUAUGUCUUGGGACAUUCUAAAACCAGAAAUAUUUGCCGCUAUUAUGGAUUUCUACACAUCGAAAGAACCCUUAUUCUAUGAUGCGCGAAAGCCAGCAGCAUCAGACACCGCAAUUCAUGAGGAUGAUGAUGAGACAGUUGCUAUGAUUAAGGAGUUGCUAGAAACUCGAGUCAGGCCAGCUGUACAAGAUGAUGGUGGUGAUAUUGAGUUCCAUGGAUUUGACGAGGAGACAGGUAUUGUGAAGCUGAAGAUGCAAGGAGCAUGCAGCGGAUGCCCAAGUUCUGCCGUCACUCUGAAAAAUGGAAUCGAGAACAUGUUGAUGCAUUAUGUCCCAGAAGUGAAAGGGGUGGAGGAAGUUCUUGAAUCGGAGGAUGAUGAUGAUGCUGCUGGUGUCAGCUCGAGUCCCACAGCUUAAUAGCCUAGUUAUUUGUUGCAGAGUGUACAGCGAUGACAGUCAUGUUUUCUGGAAGUAAUGUUCACUUUCUAUCAAUUUGACGCGGCAAGGAAUUCAUAGGACAUGAAUUAUACGGGCAUCCUUCAGCUUUGGACUUCACUCGUCCAUUAGAAUCACUCCGGUCUUUGUUGUAAAUAACAAAAUCAUGAAGCUACCAUUAUUCCAUGCCGCACAGAAACUGGGAUGUAUAAUGGUACAUUUUUUGCUCAGUGAAAGUGUUGGGCAGCAUGUACUUGCAUCCAAAGGACCAUUUUUGAAUAGCUUUGAACGAUAUUGUAAUCCGGAUUAUCGUUUCACAUUUGAACCGUGGAUACGAACUCGAGUUCAGUUGUAGGC